Messenger RNA from Uranotaenia lowii, 559 nucleotides. RefSeq lists its product as uncharacterized. The record is from RefSeq and is a predicted model, not a curated record. The transcript has 2 exons. Bases 84 to 533 code for a protein of 149 amino acids. NCBI's taxonomy places the organism in Eukaryota, Metazoa, Arthropoda, Insecta, Diptera, Culicidae.
CCAGAAUAUAAAAACCAAUGUCGAACUCAUCGAUAGCAUAACAGUAUUCCCAGCUUUUGGCAAACCAGGACCUCCAACGCAAAAUGUUCAAGUAUCUGCUCGUUGCCGUUCUGGCUCCGGCCAUGGUUUUGGCCAGCGUUGAUAUCAUCCCUUGCAGCCCUGACGUGAACCGCCCUGCUGUUCUGGAAGUGGCCGGAUGCAGUGGCAGUGUCUGCAACUUGGUCCAGGGUCAGGCCAUCAACGCUGUAGCCCGAGGAAUCCCAAGCAACGGACCGGUCCCAGCAACCACUGAGCCUUACAUCAACCUCCUUAUUGGUGGACUGACUCAGAACUUCCCAGUCCCAGACCAUAUGACCAAUGCUUGCAACUUCAUUAGCCCACCGUGCGCUAGUGUUACCAAUACCUUCGACUAUAGCAUCAACAUCGAUCAGCUCCAGGCUUCCGGAACCGGAAUCCCAAUCCAGAUUGAAAUUGCCCUGCGCAAUGCCGGUACCGUUUUGGCCUGCGCUCGUUUCGCCGCUACUGUUAACUAAACAAUAAAAUGGGCUUUUAAGUUCAA